This is a messenger RNA of Abrus precatorius (Indian licorice), 642 nucleotides long. RefSeq lists its product as uncharacterized. The transcript is spliced from 3 exons. The coding region runs from base 1 to 636 and encodes 211 amino acids. The record is from RefSeq and is a predicted model, not a curated record. Lineage: Eukaryota; Viridiplantae; Streptophyta; Magnoliopsida; Fabales; Fabaceae.
AUGCACACUCCGACAACCGGACCACCAAAGCUGCGGCCGCGAUCUGGCCGGACGCCGCUUCAGCUCAAGAACUCUCCCGCCGAUGUCAUCCACCCUUCCGCAAAGCUCAAGCCCAAGCCCAAUCCCGAUCAGCCAUGUUUGGAGAUCUCAGCAAUCGACAAAGAGAACAAUCCAAUCGCCGCCGCCGCAGCCGUAACACCUCUAGCUCCGCCGCUAGAGACAUCGCUGGCGGAGGAGCUUAGCGCGAUCAAGAAAAAGCUGGAGAGGCUGAGAGCAGACAAGGAGAGAACGGAGAAAACGCUAAACGAGAAACAGGCGAUGCUGGACGUGAAGCUGAAGGAGAUGGAACAGAGAGGAGAGAUUCAGAAGAACCUCGAGAUCGAGGUCGAUAGAUUGUUCCGAUUGAAGGAACUCAAGCAUCGAUGCAUGAGAGUUUCUCCGAUGCGAACGCUCAGGGAGAAGGAACAAGAGAAGAUCGUCAACGAAGCACCGUUGCAAUCCGAGGUGAAAACCGAGGAAACGGUGAAGUUUGAAUCUGAAUCUGAAUCUGUUGAAGACGAAUGCCACGUUCUGCAAAGUCCGGGCUCAGCUUCUUCACAAACUCAUACUACACAUACAACAAAAUCAGAGAAUUGAGCAAAG